Aphidius gifuensis is the source of this 783-nucleotide messenger RNA. RefSeq names its product protein lifeguard 1-like. Lineage: Eukaryota; Metazoa; Arthropoda; Insecta; Hymenoptera; Braconidae. The transcript has 3 exons. Gene Ontology annotation, cellular component: membrane. The coding region runs from base 1 to 783 and encodes 260 amino acids. The record is from RefSeq and is a predicted model, not a curated record.
AUGUCGAGCAAACAAAGUUCAGCCAAUGAUGGACAUCCAGAUCAGCCAGGUUCAGAUUUUGUACCACAACCAUCACCUAAAGUGUACAGCACAAGUGAUCCAGCCCAAAAUGAAGUCAAAGGUUUUGAUUUCACUGAAAAAAGUAUACGUUUGGGUUUCAUCAGAAAAGUUUAUGCACUUCUUAUAAGUCAAUUGUUAUUGACAUUUGGAAUUGUUGCUUUUUUUUUCUUUCAUCCAGCAACAAAUUCAUAUGUGAACAAUAAUAGAUGGUUAAUUUUCGUAGCACUUGGUGUUAUAAUUGUUACUCUCAUUAGUAUUUCCUGUUGUUCAAAUAUCAGACGUAAAACACCAAUGAAUUAUAUUUUUCUAUUUAUCUUCACUGGUGCUUACGGUUUUUUUAUUGGUGUAAUAUCAUCACUAUAUUCUGGGGAUAAGAUACUUCUUGUUUUUGGAAUAACAAUUGUUCUUUGUUUUUGCUUGACUAUUUUCGCAUUCCAAACGAAAUGGGAUUUUACAGGAUUAAAUACUGUUUUAUUUGUUUGUUUAAUUGUACUUUUCAUUGCCUGCCCUCUUGCAAUAUAUUUUUCUUUAUAUACAUUGAUUGGUUGUGGGUCAUUAGGAGCAUUAUUGUCUUCGUUUGUUCUUAUUUUUGAUACACAAUUAAUGAUGAAUGGUAAACACAAGUAUUCAAUAUCACCAGAAGAGUAUGUGUUCGCAACACUCACUCUUUAUACUGAUGUUAUCAGUAUUUUCCUUUCUGUUCUCGGUGGUUCUCGUGGUUAA